AAGAUGUAUCACGUGCAAAUGAUCACGUGUAAAACACAUGAAAUCCUCAGGUGCGUUGUAAAACUUCCAAUUUACCCAAAUAUGUCAGAAAAAGCAUCAAUCGAUCUUGCCGGAGUCAAACAAAGUCGAGGCGUGGGCCUGUGGCUCGUAAAGGUUCCCAAGUAUUUGUCUCAACAAUGGGACAAAGCAUUGGAUAAUGGGGAAGUUGGCAAUCUCAGAAUUGGAAAGAAAGAAGGGAAAGAAGAGUUGUGUUUCAGGCUAAAUGAGGAACUGUGUACCCUGAGCUCUCGUGAGGUUGAAGUGAUGAAGAUCCCCAGAGACCAUCCCUUCACAAUGCCGCCAGUGGGGGGCCCAUCGCUCGCAGUCUACACCACGUCUGAAACAGGUGAAAUAAGCAUGGAGGGGAUGAUCGUCAAAAAGGCUGAAUGCAAGCCAGCAGCCCAGGGCUACAUGAAGCUCAAAAAACUGCAGCUCGAGGAGUCCACCAAACCACAGCGUCUGUCACAGCAGCUGGAGAAAGCCGUCACAAACAUCUAUAAGCCUGUGGCCAACCAUAUUGUCAAUGCGGAGUUCGAGAAGAAGAAACGGCAGGAGGGGAGAAUGGUCAGGGCAGAGCGACGGGUCGUGUUGGAUAUGCUCUUCUCAGCGUUUGAGAGACACCAGUAUUACAACAUUAAGGACCUAGUGGACAUCACUAAACAACCUGUGACUUACCUGAAAGAGAUAAUGAGAGAGAUUGGGGUAUACAACACCAAGGGAUUGCACAAGAGUACAUGGGAGCUGAAACCGGAGUACCGCCACUACCAGUCUACGGAGGUGGAGAGGGAUGAAGACUAGCCUGGAGGACCCAUUGCCCUUUCACACUGGAUACUUUCCUGGACCAGUGUCAACGGCAGAAAUAACAUUGCUCCUCACUUUGUUUUGAGUUACUUGAAUAACUGCCAGCUGUAUUACUUUAGAGACAGCCAUUGCAAAUAAAAUGAUAUGGCUAUUCAUUACUAGAUUCAUUAAU
Molecule: messenger RNA, 1012 nt
Organism: Gadus chalcogrammus (walleye pollock)
Lineage: Eukaryota; Metazoa; Chordata; Actinopteri; Gadiformes; Gadidae
Product: general transcription factor IIF subunit 2-like
Exons: 8
Coding region: 4-837 (277 amino acids)
Biological process (GO): transcription initiation at RNA polymerase II promoter; transcription by RNA polymerase II
Cellular component (GO): transcription factor TFIIF complex
Source: RefSeq, a predicted model, not a curated record